Branchiostoma belcheri (Belcher's lancelet) is the source of this 1314-nucleotide messenger RNA. RefSeq lists its product as uncharacterized. The record is from RefSeq and is a predicted model, not a curated record. Bases 25 to 1314 code for a protein of 429 amino acids. The transcript has 9 exons. NCBI's taxonomy places the organism in Eukaryota, Metazoa, Chordata, Leptocardii, Amphioxiformes, Branchiostomatidae.
UGUGUGAGGGGUUUAGGCGUCAGCAUGGCGGAAGGUGUGCGGACUGGAGACGAGGAAUCCCCCCUGAAGGAGUACUUGGACCAGGCGGAGCGAGAGGUUGAUCUGAAGCGGAGUAACGAGGAGAUCGCACGGGAGAACAGCCGGCUGAAGCUGCAGCUGGAGGUUCUGUACAGCGAGAUGCGGGCGGCCAGGGCACAGGCCUCACUGGACAGGGUCCUACGGGAGCAGGAAACAGUUGUGCAGACCCCCACGAGCACCCCUGUCCCCCCAGACCCCGGGGAAGGCACCCCGGGGGGACGAGAGAACUCCCCAGACCCGGGCUCUGCCGAGAAGCCCGCGGACACGAGCGGUAACCUGUCCGCCGCCGAGGAACAACUGGUGGACCGCUGGACGCAGGUGUUCGUACAGCGCAUGUCUCCAGCCGUAACCAGGGGCAACCGGCGAUGCCAGGCGUGCGGGGGCAACAUGGCGGAUUUCCCGCCGGUAACCAGGGGCAACACUGCGGACUUCCCGCCAGUAACCCGGGGCAACCGGCGUUGCCAGGCGUGCCGCGCGCUGGAGGAGAACCUGUCGGACUCGGUCCUGGCGGCGGCGCCUGAGCGGGGCGCGGGACGGCGGGUGUCCGCCGCCGAGGAUCACCUGCUGGACAGGUGGGCCGACAGGCUGGCAGAGAGGCUGCUCAGCUUCAGCCAGCCGCAGGUCACAUCCACGCCCCUCAAGGUCAAGCACAAGGUCACCUCCACGCCGAUCAAGGUCAGGCACAGGCGAACGGCAUCGGACGGAGAAGACUUACAGACAUGCCUUGCGGACCGGUACGAGAGGCGAUUGGCGGAGUGUUUGGCCGACACGUCCCUUCCCGUGGUGCCCUGCGGGGAGGCGGAACAGGGGUCCCCGUAUACCCCUGGUGGAGCCUCAAGCAGAGAUCACGACACGGAGUCGCCCUGCCAGAUGUGUUGGGAGGCGGCGAACGACAGUCUGGCGGCGGUCCAGGCGCGGAUCCGCCGCGACUCAAGCACGGCGCCUAGCGAGUCGGAGCCGGCACUGCAGCGGACAGCAGGUGGCACACGUGCAUUCGCGACGCCUGGCGAAUCCCGCGGGCGUUGCAGCCACAGCGCCAGGGCCUGCAGGCCGGGCUGUACCGGGUGCCUGCGGGUGGUGGGCGAGCUCGCCUUCCAGCUGGACAUGCAGAUCCUGCAGUACGUGUUCCAGCGCAGGCGGCUGUACGGCUUCACGCUCAGGAACAUCGAGGACAAGAUACGCGAGGCGGCAGACAAGGAGGUGUUGGUAUGGGCACGCCACAAAGUUGAAGAGUAG